Messenger RNA from Trichomycterus rosablanca, 4056 nucleotides. It is a transcript of the gene reps2, whose product is annotated as RALBP1 associated Eps domain containing 2. Gene Ontology annotation, cellular component: plasma membrane; presynaptic membrane; cytoplasm. NCBI's taxonomy places the organism in Eukaryota, Metazoa, Chordata, Actinopteri, Siluriformes, Trichomycteridae. The record is from RefSeq and is a predicted model, not a curated record. Gene Ontology annotation, molecular function: calcium ion binding; molecular adaptor activity; protein binding. The transcript has 16 exons. Bases 515 to 1840 code for a protein of 441 amino acids. Gene Ontology annotation, biological process: endosomal transport; clathrin-dependent synaptic vesicle endocytosis.
UGCAGUAGCAACGGCAGCAUUAGCAUCCGUAGCAUCAGCAACUGCAUUUGCAGAAAUAGCAGCAUCUGCAGUAGCAGCAAUAGCAGCUGCACUGCAGCACAAGCAACAGCAAUAACCGCUGCAGUAGCAUUAGUAGCAGAGGCAAUAGCAUCAGUAGUGGCAGCAGUAGAAACAGCCGCUGCAUUAGCAGCAAUAACAGCUACAUUAGUAGCAAUAGCAGAUACUUUAGCAGCAAUAGCGCCUACAUUAGCAGCAGCAGCAGCAGUUCUGGAAGUUGUGCUCAUUUCUGGCCAGAUGAAACAGAAUCAGAAAGCUGGAUCACUGUUAACACGCCCUGACAAUCACUUAAUGUUAUUAUUUAUGUUUCUCUUCUUCUUCGCAGUAAACAGAGGUGUCGGGACGAGGUGAUAUGAGCUUCCUGUGUGCACGGAGAUCAUGAGGAGGGGAGGAAAAGGCCGGAGAGAAAGCAGGACUCUUGGUCUGGUGAUUUCUGCAUCACAUUUGUGACUCCACCAUGCACAGGAAUGGAAGUGAUUCCUCCUCAGGGCCGUUACAGUCUCACGUGAGUCAGAAACUUCAGGAAACUUCAUCAUCCAAUCACUACACACCUAAACCAUCAGCAGAUCUACCUACACUCACUCAGGUCCCUGUAUCAGUGGAAAUCACACCAGUGAUGGACGUGGAUGAGUCGGAUUAUCUGGAUGAUCCGUGGAUGAUCACUGCUGAACAGUUAGAUUACUACACUCAUCAGUUCCUCUCUCUACAACCGGACCUCAACGGCCUCGUCCUGGGUACAGCUGCAAAAAGCUUCUUCACCAAGUCCAGGCUGCCCAUUCCUGAGCUCUCUCAUAUAUGGGAGCUGAGUGAUGUGGAUCGAGACGGAGCCCUCACGUUCCCAGAAUUCUGCACUGCCUUCCACUUGGUCGUGGCGCGGAAAAAUGGCUACGCCCUUCCAGAAUGUUUGCCUCGCACCUUACGCACGGCUUUUCUACCUCCACCGCAGGACACUCAGCCUCUCAUCGUGUUUGAGGACACAGAGACUCUCAGAAACUCGGCUCCUGUAGAAGAACUGGGUGUUAAGCAGCAUGAAUCCAGUGAAGAGAAACAUGAAGCAGCAGAUUUCAGUCCCAGCAGAACUGCAGCUUCUGAAGAUCAGUCAUUACAUCCAACAAGCACUUUAAAAACAGAGCCCUCAAAUGAGCUGGAUAUUAAUAUGAAAACAAAAACUAGACCCAGGUCUUACUCCAGCACCUCUGUAGACGAUGCCAUGAAGAAAUCAGAAGAGCCUCCGACUCCUCCGCCGCGUCCUCAGAAAACACACUCCCGCGCUUCAUCGCUCGACCUGAACAAACUCCUGCAGCAGGGUAGAAAGAGCGGCUGGCUUCCUCUUCCUACUCCUCCUCCUCCUCCUCCUGCCCUCCCACCACGAACACUCACCUCACAGAUGCUUCAUGCCAUCCUGCCCUGUGCUGAACAAAACUCCCAGCAUGCCGUGCAGCAGCCCGAUUUUGCAGUCUUUAGUAAGCUUAGAGUUAAGGAGGAUUCCACGGCGCUGUCCCAAAGCCACACCCCUCAGAAGCCGGCACGCCGAAAACCCGAAAACAAGAACACCAGUCUUCCAACAGGAGUGGCAUAUUCAAACCCUGCCUCCUCGUCAGUGCCCAAACCGAGUCAAAGACAGAAGCGAGAGAUCCAAACAGCCAUCAGGAAAAAUAAAGAGACGAACGCCGUCCUGAAACGUCUCAACAGUGAACUGCAGCAACAGCUAAAGGAGAUCCAUCAGGAGAGAGUUACUCUGGAGUCUCAGCUGGAGCGGCUCCGCCCGUCGGCCUCUACUUAACCCCUAACACACACACACACACACACACACACACACAAUCACAUAAAUAUACACACCCUCCCUCUCUCACACACACACACAGACUGGGCUGAAACCAGUGGAAUGUAUUAUACCACUCAGUGGGACCUUAAACCUCCAAACACACACACACACACACACACACUAUCUAGACAAAAGUGUUUGGACACCCCUCUUCCUACUUUGCAGCAGCAGUUUAGGGAAGGCCCUAGGAUGAACCGGAACAUCAACAUCAGUGCCCGGCCAUACAAACACUGUCAUAUUUGGACUGAACAGGCACAAAUUCCCACAGGCAUACUUCAACGUCUUGUGAGAAGCUUAUCAGAAGUGUGGCUGUUGUUCUAGCUGAAAAGAUCACACAGAAGUCACUCUGUUUUUUACAAAAAUGUCUGACAAGCUCAUGGCCGGGUGUCCAAAUACUUUUGACCAUAUAGUGUAUACACACACACACACACACACACACUUAUUCAAACACUGUGACUGACAAAAAGAUGCAAAAACCCAGUAUUUCCUGAGCACUGUGCUUUUUACUGUAAAUGUACUGUUCCUCAGAAAACCGUCGCACGUUUCUCGGUUCAUCUCGGCGAGAUCCUGCUGAUCCAGAACCGAGGUUAGUGGUCCAAACAGUGUGGCAGCAGGGCAUCACUCCAACAUACACUCACAUUUACUCACCCAUAAACUGCUAUAGGGGGAUUUUAGAAGUGCUCAUGAAAUAUGGGAAGAAAUCGGGAGAACCUGCAAAACUCUGCACAGACAGCGACUGGAGGUUCGGCACCUUUUGAAGUUGCCAGUGAUUGAUUCUUAUUUACAGACGGACGACGUUCUGUUUGUUCAUCUACACCUACCAGUAUCUCAGCCAGACAGCAUGGGUCGCUGCUGCAGCAGUAAUGAGUUUAUAAUCCAUCCGCUCUUGCAUCUGUCAGAUUCGGCUGAUUGUGUCUGUCCGGCACCAGGCCGGGCUGGUAGCACCGCAAACUCGGAGUGCGAAUUUAGUCCUUUAUUUUCCUGUCAGUAAAGGACACUUGUUUUCCACACCAGUUUUAAGAUUUUAACCACUUUUUUCCCCUUGACUGGACCAUUGAAGCACCAAAUCUUCUUCUCAAAGAGUUUUAUUGUGGCAUUUUUAAAAGGUGAUUCUGCACACGGUCGAGCAAGCUUUACAUCACCAAGGGCUAUAAAAUCGGCACCUUAAAGCUCUACUAGAGUUUGUUAAAGAUCACAUUUUUCUUCAUUCGGCUGCUCCCGUAUUUAGGCGUUGCUACAGCAGAUCUGGUCCUCAUUCCAGACCUGGCACAGGUUUUUUCGCCGGAUGCCUUUUCCUGAUGCAACCCUCCUAGGUGGCAGCAGUUUACUGAAGAUCCCUUCCAUGCAAAUGCUCUUUAGACCUAAUGGGCAAUAAUACCCACAGACAUACUUCAAAGUCUUGUGAGAGGCCUUCUCAAAAAAGUGGCUGUUUUUAUAGCUAAAAAUAUCACGGUUGGGACGUCCAACAAGCUCAUGGUCGAGUGUCCAAAUGCUUUUGGCCGUAUGGUGUAGUAUAGUAUUUGUACCCGGGCUUGGGACCUGCACUGAGAGAGCACUGAUAAGUGCACCUUCUUAUGCCUGGGCUGUUUGGACCACCUGUGUGUGCUCAGUUUGCAUCUUCUGCAUGCUCAUCCUCUGGGGAGAGUUUUGCAUGUUCUUUCAGUGUCCUCUGGGUACUUGGAUAUUCUCCCAUCUGAUGCACCCAUGGGUUCUGUGUGGCACAGAUCCACCGCAGUUCAAAUGUUAUUUAUUAUUCAGGUGUUUGAAUCCUGUUUUAAGUGAGUUUUUAUCCCUCGUGUGUUUUUUAUAUUUAUGAAUGAGUUUGUAUGAAUUUUGUGCCACGAAGAAUCAGUUUAUUAUUAUUUUAUUAUUUUCUGACGUGGCGUGUGGAAUAUUUUCUAUGCAACGUCUGAUGCUGCAGUCUGACCUCCUGUCGCCUCCGAAGCUUUGAACCCUGAGCCAAAUGAAAACGAGCCUUCACACGUCUGCCAACCGACGGAAAUUAGUGUGUGUGUGUGUGUGUGGUCUUUUGACAUCCGUGUUUUUCUUCUCACUGGUUUGUUUUAAUGAGGCUGUAAAAUCUAUUUUGUUGAAUCGCUGCACAAACUGUAAACUUUUACUUUUAUUAAGGACAGAAAAUAUUUCAUCAAUAAAAUAUAAUGAUUCUGUUUUUA